Pseudonaja textilis is the source of this 4634-nucleotide messenger RNA. It is a transcript of the gene CALCOCO1, whose product is annotated as calcium binding and coiled-coil domain 1. Lineage: Eukaryota; Metazoa; Chordata; Lepidosauria; Squamata; Elapidae. Gene Ontology annotation, molecular function: transcription coactivator activity. The record is from RefSeq and is a predicted model, not a curated record. Gene Ontology annotation, biological process: positive regulation of transcription by RNA polymerase II.
GCUUCACCGGGCCUCCGCCUCUCUCAGCUGGCUUGAAAGGCUGUUAUUGUUGUUACUAAAAGAUUAGUGGACCAGCUGGUUGCUCUCUGGACUUGCAUCACAUAUGCCGGGUUGAUUUACAAGGAGUUUACUGUCCAAGUUACUAAGAUGGAGGAGGCGCAGUCCCACCCCAGUGUAGUUUUCCUGAAUGUGGCCUCAAGUUACGUACCCCACACCAAGGUGGAGUGCUACUACAAUCUGCCACCUGGCAUGAAGCCAUCAACUAGAGAUUGGAUUGGCAUCUUUAAGGUGGACGCUUCUUCGGUACGUGACUAUUAUACUUUUGUGUGGGGAAUCAUGCCAGAUGGUGGAGCUUCUGAAGGAACCCUCCAUUGCAGCGUCCAGUUCCAAGCUAGCUACUUACCUAAACCAGGUCCGCAGCAAUAUCACUUUCGUUAUGUGGAUCGCCAUGGAGUGGUGCAUGGCCAAAGUUCUCCUUUCCAGUUCAGCGAACCCCGUCCCAUGGAUGAGCUCGUCACUCUAGAGGAGGCCAGCGAUGACGGAGGUGGAACUGAUAUGCUGCUAGUGGUUCCCAAGGCCGCUGUACUUGAGACUCAGCUGGAAGAGAGUCGUCAGGAACAAGGAGCCUUGUUGCGUGAGUCCUGCCACCUGAAGGAAGAGGUUCAAGAGUGGAGAAGCCGCGCAGCAGAUCUAGAAGCAGCACUGAGCUCCUUACGUGAUGAGCACACCAAGCUGGCUGCACAAUAUAAGGAACUGUCAAAUUCUUACGGAGAAAUCUCCAAGCAGAGAGAUACUCUAAGCCUUCAAGACACUGAGCAAGUGGCCCGAAUCCAGGAGCUGGAGGGCGACAUCCAGGCGAUGGGGGAGAAGAUGCUUCAGAGGGAGACGGAAUUAGACAGGGUGAAAGACACAGUGAAGUCACUUGUGAGGGAGCAGGAACACAUCCACCAUCAGCUCAAAGAAGAGAAUGCUGAGAAAGAGCAGUACCAGGUCAAGCUGCAGGCUUCCAAGGAGGAGACCCGUAGCCUGGCCUCCGACUUGCAAGAAGCCAAGACUCGUCACGGUGAGAAAAUCUCCCAGGCUCUCAUGCUGCAGGAGGAUAUUCAGAAGCUGCAGCAGAAGCUGGCAGCCGCUAACCGCCGCACAGCACAGAUGGAGUCCCUGUGUGAACAAUUACGCACCACACAGGACGUUCUGGCUGCCAGCCAGCAGAAAGUGGCUCUCUUAGGGGAAGAGCUAGCCAGUGUGGCCUCCAUCCGAGACCGUACCAUCUCCGAUCUCCACAAGAGCCGCCUUGAGGCGGCUGAGGUCAACAUCAAGCUUGCUGACAUGACCCUCAAGUGGAAAGAAGGCAAAGGCCAAUGGUGGAAGGAGAAAGCCAUGCUGUUGCAGAAUGUAGAGGCAGAGAAAGAUAAGAUCCUGAAGCUGAGUGCCGAGGUUCUCCGCCUUGAAAACAGCCUGCAAGAAGAACGGGCACAGUGCCAGGUGUUGCGUAUGGACCUGGCACAGGAACGGGAUGCCAAUCUGGUUCAAGUCUCUGAGAACCGUCGCGAGCUACGGGAGCUACGGGCUGCCCUGCAGGUUGGCCAGAAGGAGAAAGAGCAACUGCAGUCCGAAAAACAGGAGCUGCUGGUGUAUAUACGCCGCCUUGAAGAACGUUUGGAGAAAGUAGCAGAUGAGAAAUGGAGCGAAUCAGUUCUGAUUGAUGAAGAGGAGAGAGCUCUGGAUACUCCUGGCUCCCUGGGCUCCUCGCUGUCUGAUUCUGAGGACGAAUGCCCUGAGGACAUGCGUCUGCCUGCCCAGCUCAGUUCUUACAGCCUGUGUGACACCCGGGCACUGACCACCAAGCCUCCCUGUGCCCACGGCUCAUCUCACACAGUGGUGAUCAGCCAGCCUGCUCCUAUUGCUAGUCAGAUCAAACAGCUGCCCAAGGAUUCCAGUUCUGACUCGGAAGCUGAAGAUGAGAAGGCAGUUCUGAUGGCAGCUGCCCAGAGUGGUGGUGAAGAAACCAAUCUACUCCUUCCAGAACUGGGCAAUGGCUUCUGUGAAGUGGCCAGUGGGCUGACAGGGCGGCAGAUGUCAGAACCAAACGGAAUGGGCGUAUCUCCCUUGGACCUGCCCUCUCCAGGCUUUUGGAAGGAGUGUCCCAUCUGCCAUGAGCGCUUCCCACCUGAGAGUGACAAGGAAACUGUUGAUACGCAUGUUGACGGUCACUUCUUUUUCAGCACCCACGACCCCUUUACUUUUGAAUAAGCUUCUGGCCUCCAUCACCACCACCACCACCAUGUCCCCUUGUUUUCCCCCUCUGUCAUUUCAGUAGGAUUCAGGCUGGCUCCUUCCCUCUCUUCUUGCUUCCAUAGAGAGCUUCUUAAGAAGAAUGAAUUAUCCUAGCACAAUUCUAUCCUUGGUUUGGUGGCUGUAAAAAAACUGUUGUCUUCCAGGGACCCUUUCCAAGGCAGAACAGUCAGAACCAUCUUGCAUCAGGGAUGGGAAUUACGUGAACUGUAGCGGGAUGGGCCGUGUAUCGCCAUAGAGUGGUAGUUGUCCAGGCAUUUGGGGUGAUCUUUUACAGAUAUCCACCAUGACUUUGCCUUCUUGUUUGCCUGACAAUGUGCUGCAAAAUUCUUAAAAAUGCUUGCAUCAGCAAAACCCACCAAAUUAUAUGUAGGUCCUCCCUGCGUAUAUGCCCAGAAGCUUUAUGGUCCCUAUGCUGUGCAAGGAAAUCAUUGGUUUUCACACUGUCCAGUGACCAUCAAAUCUCACUACGGAAGGUAAUGACACUCUGACCUUUGCCCUGGAAGGACUCUGUAGACUAGGGCUGUCAAACUCAAGUCCUGCGGGCUGAAUGCGUCACCUACUGGCCACCUGGGCACCAUGCCUGGUUUAGCGAAGGCGGGGGAGUUCCAAUAUGUCAUGUGAUGCUGUGACAAUGUGAGUUUGACACCCCUGCUGUAAACUUUAUAGAAAAUCAGGAGCAACUACAACUGAGAUAUGAUAAUAGCACUUAGCACGUAGACGUAUAUAUCUCCCCAUAGUGCUUUACUGCUAUUAUAGCACUCUCUUGGGCUGUUUGCAAUGUCAGCAUACUGCCCCCAACAAUCUUUGUCCUCAUUUUACCAACCUCUGAAGGAUGGAAGCCUGAGUCAACCUUGAGCCCGGUCAGGAUCGAACUCCAGGCUGUGGGCAGAAUUUGUGUGCAAUACUGGCUCCUAACCACUGGACCACCACGAUUGCUCAUUAACAGGCAGACGGAGACAGAGAAGAAGAGGUUUCAGUUUCCUUAUCAGUAGCAGCUAUAUUGAGAUCAAUGGGAAAGGAAGGCCUUUAAAAGUUGUGUAGGUAUUAAGGCUCCAGUCAAACAUGCUGCACCAUAUCUGGUUCUCCUAUUACAAAGACUGCUGAUUCCUGGCCUCCAGGUCUAAUAAGAUUCCUUGCGGCUGGUUUCGGCUGGAAUCCAGCCAUACCUGGGGAGGUAUAGACUCUGUACUUCUGGAAUAAACCAAAAGUCAGUAUUUGAGAAGUUCUCAAAUCAAGGAUAUAAAUUCCUUGGUUAUAAAUAGUUGGGUGAAUGUAUAUCUACAACACAAAUGUUUGGGGAAAAGAGUCUGGGGGCAAAAAUGUCCAUGCUUAGAGAGGACUUCUCUCUCUUCUCAGUGUUAAAUAUAGAACAGCUCAGUAGCCCACCUAUUGUUUAACUCCUCAAUAUGUAAAAGGAGAGAAAACACAUGAAAUGCAAAUGAACGGAUUGUCUGUUUAUUGGUUUAGCUACUGGUAACUCUUCCAACAAAACCUCAAAGGAUUUUAUUGCUUAUAUUUAUAUAUUAUAUGGCAUUGUAUGUGGGCUUUUUAAAAUAAAAGCUAAAGCCACCAGGCUCGCAGACAUGUAAAUUAGAGUAAAAUUGAGAAGAGAUUCCAUAAAAUCUCUUUUCUGCAUGUCUCCUCACCACGAGGGAACAAAAUUAUACAAAUCCACAGGCAAGGUUGUUUUUCUCCCCUAAACAUGAUCAAUAACUUUCCUAAAUGUGGCUGUUACCUUUACAUAAAUAGCAAAAGGCAAGAUUAUUCUAUUAUAAUUCCUGUUCUCAAGUAUUCCAAUGAUAUUAUUUAAACUGGAGAAGGAGGGAUAAGGACGUUACAGUAAUGUACAGUAACUGCCAUUUCUCUCAAGGAAUGGGAAAUGGUGAGGAAGGAUAUUCAUGAGAGGUAUCUUUAAAUUAGAAAUUAAUUCAAGUGAUUUUAAUCAAGUUAACUUUCUUUAUCUUCCCACCAGAACAGCAAUUGGUGCAUUUUCCUUCCAGAAGGAACCAAAAUGAAUAAAGAGCAGAAAAAAUAGCAUUGGCUAUUGCACGAGAAUCUUGCAGCAGAUAAUUCACUUUAAGAAUUAGCAACAGGAAUAGCAUUUUGCCAUGACAAUAGUAUUAAGCAGAAAUACACAUAUUUUUGAGCUAGGGACAAUGCAUCUGCGGAAAACAUCGAAGCAUGCUUAUCUCGAUGCUUUUGAUCAUAGCUGUGCGUAAAUGUACUUUGGCCCCAGACUUCCAUUUUCUCACCACAGAAUAAAUUAGGCCCAUUAUGCAAGUCAGCUCAUACUAAAAUAAAUUAUGCUUCCAGAAUAAAAGAUAGCAAACAUAUCU